UGCGUUUAUGAUUUUGUAAAUAUUUUCAAACACAAAUAGUGUAUUCUGAUAAUAAAGUUUUUUCUUUGUGCUGUCAAAUUAUUUAUAUUAUCUUUAAUCUAUCAAUUUAUACCUGCUGCUUGUUCAAGAAGUUCUGUUGCGAAUUCAGUUAUCACCUCCCAGGCGUGAUCUAAAAAUAGAAUAAAUUCUAUAAAUUUAAAUUGAAGUACUAAGCAGUUUAUCCAAAGGCAAUUUGUUAUCAGUGAUCAAUCAUGGAAAAUUACAGAAAAGGUAAAAAUGUUGAAGAAGAAUUAGAUCAAACCAGUAUACCCAUACCUAAACUACCAGCAAAUCUUUUAUGGAUGCAUGUGAAAGGUGGUAGUAAAAUUAAUAACUUAUUGACUUAUGCAUUUCAAAAAUUUCCAAAUGAACAUCGGCAUGUUGUAUGGUCAGGAUCAGGUUCGGCCACAGCAAAGGUAAUAUCAUGUGCAGAAAUAAUGAAAAGAAAAGUUAAAAAUUUGUACCAAAUUACAAAAAUAUGUUAUAGAAGAAUCGAAGAGUAUUGGGAACCAAAAGUUGAAGGCUUAGAUCAAAUUGUAGUGAAUCGAAAUAUACCAACAAUCCAUAUAUAUUUAUCAUUGGAUCCUCUAGACGAAAAUGAGCCUGGUUUUCAGGCACCCAUUAAAAAAUUAACAAACGCAAGUAAACGACAAAAACAAGCGUCAAAUAAACAUAAGAGGCAAAAUCAACAAGGUCAUUCUUCUAGUAGUUAUAAUACAGAUAGAGAUCGUACACCAACAGAACAAUUUGCAGCAAUGGGUGUUAAAGAUAACAAACGAAAAAAGCAACAAAAACCGUACGAGGGUUCAAAACAACGACCAAAGGAAGAUCGAUUGGUUGACACUAAAACUGAAUGAAUGUAUGUAUUGAAGACAAAGUGAGAAAAAAUUGAAGUGAUUGUCAUUUGUAAAAAUAAAAUAAUUGGAAAUACAGGAAUAAAUUUUUGGAAAUACAGUUUAUGUGUGCAACAAUAAUUAUUGUCUUUUUUGCAAUCCAAUAGACAGUAUAGGAUAUGAUGCCCCCUCCAUACAAUUAUUAUGGUUUUUUUUCU
This is a messenger RNA of Chrysoperla carnea, 1090 nucleotides long. RefSeq names its product ribonuclease P protein subunit p25-like protein (gene Rpp25). Gene Ontology annotation, cellular component: ribonuclease MRP complex. Bases 252 to 896 code for a protein of 214 amino acids. The transcript is spliced from 6 exons. The record is from RefSeq and is a predicted model, not a curated record. NCBI's taxonomy places the organism in Eukaryota, Metazoa, Arthropoda, Insecta, Neuroptera, Chrysopidae. Gene Ontology annotation, biological process: tRNA 5'-leader removal. Gene Ontology annotation, molecular function: RNA binding.